This is a messenger RNA of Neospora caninum, 831 nucleotides long. RefSeq lists its product as hypothetical. The record is from RefSeq and is a predicted model, not a curated record. Gene Ontology annotation, molecular function: protein binding. The coding region runs from base 1 to 831 and encodes 276 amino acids. NCBI's taxonomy places the organism in Eukaryota, Apicomplexa, Conoidasida, Eucoccidiorida, Sarcocystidae. The transcript is spliced from 6 exons.
AUGAAAGACUUUAAGGCAGGUGAUAUGGCCACGAGCUUCGUUUGUCAGAGUCAAAAUACUGAAGGGCAACCAGCUCCGCGCCUGCCGCUGGAAGAGUGGCAAUGGAAAGCUAUCGAAGCGGGCGACUACGCCCUUUUGAAAAAAUAUGACACAGGCGCUACAGACGUUGACCAGAAGAGUGAUGUGUAUGGCACACCACUGGUUACGCUUAUCGACAAAUUCAUCUUCAAGUCCCCGAACAACGAGAAGGAGAAGUAUUUGAGCUGCUUUCGAUGGCUGCUUAAACGAGGCGCGAAUCCGCUGACGAUGACACCAAGCACAUGCACUCUUCAGAUUUCUUACCAAAAACGCGACAAUGAAAAUGACAAGACGAAGCGUGUUCUGGUUUCCAAAAAGAAUGCUCUCCAGGAAGAAAGCUCCGAAAAGGUUGUUCUCGACACGAAAGUCGUGAGCUUUUGGGAAAAGCUCAUGCUGAACGAAGAGACCGCCGACGUGACCGUGACCUGCUGCAACGGGACAGUAAAACUUCACUCCUGUGUCCUUAGAACGGCUUCAAAGACAUUCGAGGCAAUGUUCAAGCACGAUAUGUUGGAGAAGAAGAACAUGGCUAUCGACCUCUCCCACAUCCAAAUCGAGGAUUUCCGAAAAUUCAAGAAUCUACUCUACACCGGCUGCCUCGAAGAAGAACCAAGUGAUGACGAGUUGUUGGACUUGUUCGAAUUGGCAGACCACUAUCAGGUGCAGCAUUUGUGCGAGGUGCUUGCCAACCACAUUCACCAGCGACUUUCGCCUCAGAACUUCGACAGGUUUUGCCAUUUUUCCAUCACGUAA